Messenger RNA from Triticum turgidum subsp. durum (durum wheat), 600 nucleotides. Lineage: Eukaryota; Viridiplantae; Streptophyta; Magnoliopsida; Poales; Poaceae. The record is from the annotation of a GenBank genome assembly.
AUGUCGCCGGCGACCUCUUCCGCGGUGGGUACCCUAUCCGGCGGCCUCCUCCCCCACGCUGCACAUCGCCGGCGACCCUUCCCAACCGCCCGCCUCCUCCCGCCGCGCUGGUCUAGGCUCCAGGCCAACGCGGCCCGUCAUCGCCGCCCGGCCACUCCCGCGCGCGCCCAGAGCGCUCCCUCCCCAGGGUACCUGCCGGACUCGGAGUUCUACAAGAUCGAGGCCAUCCUGAGGCCAUGGAGGGUGUCGCAUGUCUCGUCGGGUUUGCUAGAAAUGGGGAUCAGAGGCGUGACGGUGUCGGAUGUGCGGGGUUAUGGGGCGCAGGGUGGGUCCACGGAGCGGUAUGAAGGGUCAGAAUUUUCAGAAGAUACAUUUAUUGCUAAAGUUAAAAUGGAAAUAGUCGUGUGCAAGGAGCAGGUGGAGCCAGUAAUUGACAAAAUAAUUGAAAAGGCCAGAACUGGAGAAAUUGGCGAUGGGAAGAUAUUCUUGAUACCCGUCGCGGACGUUGUAAGGGUACGCACCGGCGAACGGGGAGUGCACGCGGAGAGGAUGAUCGGCGGUCUGUCAGACAAGCUGCCCCCGGUGAUCACAAUCUCAUGA